Cordyceps militaris CM01 is the source of this 1134-nucleotide messenger RNA. RefSeq names its product 60S ribosomal protein L3. Lineage: Eukaryota; Fungi; Ascomycota; Sordariomycetes; Hypocreales; Cordycipitaceae. Gene Ontology annotation, biological process: rRNA processing; primary miRNA processing; regulation of gene expression. The transcript has a single exon. Gene Ontology annotation, cellular component: nucleus. The record is from RefSeq and is a predicted model, not a curated record. Gene Ontology annotation, molecular function: double-stranded RNA binding; ribonuclease III activity. Bases 1 to 1134 code for a protein of 377 amino acids.
AUGUGCCUCGCUGCCCGGCAAGGAGUGGCCGCCGUGCCUAGACGGCAAGCAUUCUCGAUAUCCAAGCGCUGCCAAUCGACAACAGCAGCGACCGACGCAUCCUCCCUCACAGACGACAUCCCCCUCGACGGCGCCUUUUCCCGCCACAACCCACUCCCCUCGCCGCCCCCUGGCCGAGCUCUCGAGUCGGCCAAGCUCGCUGCGCUGCACGCCCGUCUGGCGCUGCCCACGUCGAUUCCCCUGCAAACGAUAGCCCGUGCCCUGGUCACGCCCUCGGCGGAUGGAAAUCAAAACUUUAACAAUGGGAGCCUCGCGGAGCUCGGCCGGUCCAUUGUCAACUACCACGUCCUCGAAUACCUCGUCUGCAAGUGGCCGCGCCUGCCUAUCAGCAUCCUCUACGAGGCCCUGCGGGCCUUUGCCGGUCGCGAAUCCCUCGAACAGGUCGCGCGCCGCUGGGGUGUUGACGCCGCCGCCGCCCCCGGCGAGGAAGUUGACCCGGGCCUGCUGCAGUGGAAGGCCGAUCCCAUCGUGGCGCCGAACUCGCGCUGGGCCUAUGUCCGUGCUGAGGCGGAGCGCGGCCAGUACUACCGUCGCGGUAUGAGCAGUCGUGUUGUCCUCGAUGACGCCUUUGGCGACACCUACCAAGCGGCCGGCGAGAGUGAGCCCGGCCUGGCCAAGAUGCAGGCCGCCGCGUACACGUCGUUUGUCGAAGCCGUUGUCGGUGCCAUCUAUGCGCACUCUGGCGCCGACACAGCCAAGCUGUUUGUUAAAUCACACAUUUUGUCGCGCGACAUUGAUCUCAGCCGCAUGUUCCAGUUCCAGCUGCCAACGCGCGAAUUGGCCAUGCUGUGCGCCCGCGAGGGCUUUGAGCCUCCGCGCGCUCGACUGGAGAGCGAGACGGGCCGCCGCUCGCGCACGCCCGUCUUCAUCGUGGGAAUCUACAGCGGCCAGGAGAAGCUCGGCGAGGGUGCCGGCGCCAGUCUCGACGUGGCCCGCCGCGUGGCAUCAAUGAAUGCCCUCAAGGCGUGGUACAUGUACAGCCCUGGUAACAAGGUCCGCGUACCGAGCGACAUGACCCUACCCGACGCCAAACCCUGGAAGGCGCCGCACAUUGACAUUGGCGAAAUCAUCUAA